Pogonomyrmex barbatus (red harvester ant) is the source of this 694-nucleotide messenger RNA. It is a transcript of the gene Fdx1, whose product is annotated as Adrenodoxin-like protein 1, mitochondrial Ferredoxin 1. Gene Ontology annotation, molecular function: 2 iron, 2 sulfur cluster binding; electron transfer activity. The record is from RefSeq and is a predicted model, not a curated record. NCBI's taxonomy places the organism in Eukaryota, Metazoa, Arthropoda, Insecta, Hymenoptera, Formicidae. Gene Ontology annotation, cellular component: mitochondrion. Gene Ontology annotation, biological process: P450-containing electron transport chain.
CGUCGCUCGUCGCGUUCAGUGUACGAGAGCUUAGGUUCAUAGGUCUGUGAUGCUUGUAUUUUAACCUCUUCCGUAAUGUUUGUUUGAAUAUUUUAUAAGAAAUAUUGUAUCAUAUUCAAAAUGACAUUUAUGCUACAACGGAUAUAUUCAUUCUGUGUGAAACAGAGGAAGUGUACAUCAAUGAGCUAUUUGAUUAAACGCUCUAAUCACAAAAUCCAUACAUCCGAAGAUAUGUCCCAUGGGGAAGACAAAUUGCAAGAUUCUAAAACAGACGUAAAUACAGUCAAUGUCACUUUUAUUGACAAAACGGGCAAGAAAUUUAGAACAAAAGGAAAAGUAGGAGAUAAUGUACUUUUUCUAGCUCAUAAAUAUGGAAUUGAAAUGGAAGGAGCAUGUGAAGCCAGUCUAGCAUGUACAACUUGUCAUGUGUAUGUACAUCCUGAUUAUAUAGAUAAACUUCCAGCUCCUGUGGAAAAAGAAGAUGAUCUCUUGGAUAUAGCACCUUUUUUGAAAGAAAAUUCUAGGCUAGGUUGUCAAAUAAUUCUGAAGAAAGAAUUAGAUGGCAUAGAGUUAGAAUUACCUAGAGCAACUAGAAAUUUCUAUGUGGAUGGACACAUACCCACCUCGCAUUAGAAAAUUAUUUAUUUUUUAUAUUUAACUUUAAAUUAAACAAAUUUGUAAAUAAUAUCAUCUG